Symbiodinium natans is the source of this 546-nucleotide messenger RNA. Lineage: Eukaryota; Dinophyceae; Suessiales; Symbiodiniaceae. The record is from the annotation of a GenBank genome assembly.
AUGCCUCUGUCACCGCUGCCGCCCACGGUGCAGCCGGGUGGGAAUCAGAAGCGGCCUAGUUGGUCUCGGUCACUCUCCUCGCUGCAUUCCAAUUACACCAGGAACAGCGAGACCAGCAAGCAGUCGAACCUGAUCAGUGCUCGGCAAAGUGUGCUGCCCUUCCUUCUGCAGGGCCGUGAAGACUCUGGGAAGCGCGAAAUCUUUACCGAUGCCGCUGCGAUGAAGGACCGCAUCCGGGCACAAGCCUGCAAGAGAGAAUAUGACGUGCGGCACUUCUACCACGAGUCCGGCUUCGCGCAGCGGCUGGCUCGCCACGACCUCUUCGGCAACCUCGCGCUGCGCGCCGCCGGCGAGUUACGUGGGAAGUGUCAGCGAGACGCAGAGCAGCGAGGAUUAGUGGAGAGCGCUUGCGAGGAAUACAACACCGAGCCGACCCUCGCGACCGCCCACCCCAUCUUCGUGGCAGGCGACUCAGCUAAGCUCAGCUACUCAGCUCAUCAGCUCGUUGGACGUGGCAUGGGGAAGUCGAUCAUUCGGGAGCUUUAG